This is a messenger RNA of Encephalitozoon cuniculi GB-M1, 825 nucleotides long. RefSeq lists its product as uncharacterized. Gene Ontology annotation, biological process: vesicle-mediated transport. The coding region runs from base 1 to 825 and encodes 274 amino acids. The record is from RefSeq and is marked provisional. NCBI's taxonomy places the organism in Eukaryota, Fungi, Microsporidia, Unikaryonidae. The transcript has a single exon. Gene Ontology annotation, cellular component: membrane.
AUGCAGGACUUCUUGAAGGACUCGAAAAGAAUCCUGAAUGACAUAGAGACAUUGAACUCAUACACAAACAGCAUUGACUACCUGAGCUCCCAGAAGAACAGCUCUGUCCUCAGCAAGGAGGAGGAGCAGGGGCUUAAUAGGCAGAUAGAUGUGCUGAACGAACGGUUUCGGACACUUUCAAGAAAGAUCAAGGAAAGAAUAGACAACUUCUCCGAGGAAACAGCAAACCUCGAGAGGAACAGCAAGAAGGACCGGUUCUACCAUGAAACAAGGAAGAUCCACCUGCAUGCCCAGUCGAAGAAGCUCACGGAGGCCAUAAACAGAUAUAGGGAAUCGCAGAUCAAGCACCGCGAGGACGAGGUGGACAAGUUCCGGCUCCAGUACAUCAUUGCGAAGCCAGAUGCCACUGAGAAGGAGAUAGAGGAGUUUAUUGGAGACGACGACGGAACAAAGGUUGCCUCGGCAUAUGCAUUGGGAGCACACUCAGCACAAGGGAUCCUCAAGGAGGCGGAGAACAGAAAGAAGAACAUUAAGAAAAUAGAAGAGAUGGUCCAGGAUAUUGUGGAUCUGCUGAAUCUCAUCAGCCAGGAGGUUUCAAAGCGAACAGAGGUGGUUGAGACGAUAAAUGACCAGCUGAUCACCGGAGAGGAGAACACUGCUGCGGCAAAUGCCGAUCUCGAGUCUGCCCUGGCAUACCAGAUAAGGGCGACCAGGAUCAAGAGGAUAUUUGUGUACGGGAUCUUGAUUAUUGCAAUCAUAUUUAUAAUGUACUUUGUCUUCAAGACCAAUUUUUUUGGAGCUUUUGACAGGAUCCAUUAUUAUUAG